Molecule: messenger RNA, 647 nt
Organism: Rubroshorea leprosula
Lineage: Eukaryota; Viridiplantae; Streptophyta; Magnoliopsida; Malvales; Dipterocarpaceae
Source: the annotation of a GenBank genome assembly
AUUGAUUCUCCAGAUUCCAAACAAAUUGCAAAGAAGAAACCCAAAACAAUGAUUCCUUAUCUCUUUCGUCCAGAUUCAGAAUCACACCUCUUCUGUUCUUCAUCAGAUCUACAUCUUGUCACCAUCGCCAAGGUCGUUCUCUCUCUCGAUCGGUCGAUCCUCAUACUUCUUUUGUUCUUCAUCAAAUUUUCAUCUUCUCGCCGAGGUACAAAAUCACUUUCAACUUACUGCCUUUGUCACGCCCCAAACCGAGAGCGAAACAGACGCCGUGCAUUUGGGAACGGGUCUCACAAUGCACAAGGCUCGAAACUUACUAAGAGUUCUGUACACAAAAUUCCUAAGUCAGCAUGGGUGACUAGCGGCCUAGCUACAAAACUGAAUCCAAAAAUGCCUAGCCGUCUAGCUCGUCACUCCCCUGGGCUUCCCACGCGUCGGAUCUCACUACCUGAAAUGGUGGACAAGGAAACCGUGAGAUAAAAUAUCUCAGUAAGUAAACAUAGGUGCCCGGAAUCAAAAUUUAAAGCAUGCCAAAUAAUCGGUUGAAACAUAAAUAGAGCGUUUCAAUAACAAACCAUUAAUGCAAAGUAAAAUCACAUAGUGGUCUCCUCUAUUAGUCAUGACCAGUGUUAUAAACCUCCCACUGGCAG